AUGUCGCAUGAUACAGCUCAUCACGUUCAAUUGCGCAAGAAAUGGCUCAAUAAACGACUUUUGAAAUUACAGAGAUACCAUAUACAAGACAGCUUUGAAGCCAAACGAGCUAAUUUUUUACAAAAUUAUUUGAAAAUAAAACACAGAUUACGAAAUUUAUCUAGUAGAAAGAAUGAGUUAUACCAUGGUACAGAAUCAUCAACAAUUGAAUUUUCUUCCAGUAAAUAUAUCGUUAAGAAAUUUUUAGAGGCCUAUGAUGUACCAUUUUCUCUGGAGGAUAGUGAUACUAUAAAUUCAAAUAAAAUCAUUAAUACAAAUAUUACAUUUUAUGAUUGCAACCAAAAUAAGAAUAUGGUCUUGAUGGAUUUGAUUUUAACAUCAUGCAGUGAUUAUAAUUUGUCUGCAGAUUUAAUUUCAGUUUUGAACGAUUUUUCUUGGAAAGAAGAAAGCCCCUUUAAAAUAUAUUUGAACAAAUUGAUAGAUUUCUUCAAUGUUUGGAAAGAACAUAAUCGAACAUAUAACAGAAAUUUUAAUAAUAUUAGUCUAAUGGAUAUUAUUAUUAAUGAACAUUUUCCAAAUGAUAUGAAUAAAUUCAAACAGAUUUUAAAGUUCAAUGAAGAGCUAAGAAAUUUAUUGCCAAAUUUAGAAAUUAUCGGAAAACAUACAGAAGAGAAUUUUAAGAAGACCAUUGAACUUUUGGCACAAUAUCCAUAUGUUAGCUUUAAUCCUUCAUCAACACAACCAAAUUAUUUGCAAAAAUUAUGGGACUAUUUACAAAAACUAAAAGAGUUAAUCCAUAUGGAUUUAAAUUGUGAUAAUGAAAUAAAUAUAUUCAAUUACUUACUUGUUCCACUAGAAAAAAUUAUUGGAGAUUUAGUGCAUAUUAGAGGUAUUUUACCAAACAAAAUAGAACAAAUCACAAAUGGAAUGAACAUAAACUUAUUUGAAAUAUUAGUAUCGGAUAUGAUAGUGGUGGCAUAUUUAAAAAAACACAACUGGCUUAUUGCAUAUCUCAUAGAAAAAUUAUUUGAUUUUAACACUACUGACGACCAUAAUACUAAUUUAUUAAGAAAUGUUUUUAAUUUAGAGAGCACACAAAAUCUUAAGAGUCUAUAUGGUGGUAAUGAAGCGAAAUCAGCAUUAAAUUAUCUAGUAGAUAUUAAUUUAUUUAAUACAUACUAUGAAAAGAAUGAUAUUGAAAAAGAGUCUUUAAAAUUAGCUUUGGAGUAUAUUAUUGAACAUAUUAAUUUGAACAAUUUGUCUUUGGAUAAACAAAGGUACUUGAAAGACAAAUUCAAUAAAGUUCUAAUGUUUGAGAAGGUUAAUUCAUAUUUAUUGGACUAUAAUUGGAACAAAUUUCAAAAUAUAUCAAAAGAAGAUGCAAUUGGAUUGCUCUAUAUGGAAUUACAAAAGAUCAAAUGUUAUAUUGAUGAAGAUUUCAUUAGUGAAUCACUUGAAGUGAACCAAAAAAACAUGCUCAUAAUAUCGAAAUUUCUUCAUGAAUUAAAUGUGAAUCAAGCAUUGGUUGUAUGUGAAAAAUCUAUAUUGCAUGUUAAUAAUAUCAACGCAUUUAAAGUAUUUGGUCAAUUUAUAUUGCAUCAUGAAAAUACAAUCGUUGAUUACAAUUUAGUUAUAUCCAUUAAUAUUCUAAUGAGUUUAGAACCAAGUGAUGCUUUACCGUUUUUUAAAGUUAUAAAUCAGCCUUUGCUAAUAAUUGAGCAGUACUUAAUGAACUGUAAAUUUGAUAAAUUGAUAAUGUGUCUAAAAAUCAUUAAAAAGAAACUAUUAGAUGAGGAUAAAGUUGAAACAGAUACUAUAACAAUGAUUCAUAUUGAAAAAUUAUUAAUAAAUUAUGCAAAGAAAUCAUUAAGAUUUGAUGUUCCAAAUUCUGCAAGGAAUUUUUCUUUCAAUGAAGACUUGAUACAGCCUAUAGAGAGUCCAGUGGAGGAAAUGUUCACAAUGCCUCUAGUUGCUCCCAAAAAAUCUGAAUGGAUCCCAAAUGAAUCAGCAAAUGAAUGUAUGUGUUGCAAACAAUUAGUUUUUACGAUGUUUAAUAGAAGACACCAUUGUAGACGAUGUGGCAGAGUUGUAUGUGGAUUAUGUUCAAUGAACAGGCUGAAGUUAUCUGCUUAUAAAGAUUUAAAUGUUCGUGUUUGCAAUCAAUGUUAUGAUCAAACAAGAAUUGCGGAAGGUAUUUCCAGUGACUCUUGCACAUCAGACGAUGUUUCGUCCACUUAUUCAAAAAGAGAUUAUAAUCAAUCAAUUAGUGAAAAUAUUAGUGAUGAAAAUGAAUGGAUAUUAACAGGAGAUUUAGAUCGAGACAAUGCUGUAAGAGAAGAAUUUGGUUUUACGCAUGCUCCAUCAGUCUCAUUAUGUUUAUCAAUUCUGUCUCUUUAUGAUGACUCAGAAGAAGCACCAAAUUUUUUGCUGUCUGAAUGUGAUGCUGUGAUUAGAAUAAUGAAGCCAAAAAUUAUAGGAGUACCCAAUAAUGAGAUAGAUUACUCAUUGCUAAUUGAAAUAAUGCGAUCAAUGGCAAUUGCAGCUAAAGUGAAGUUUUCUCAUCUUAUACAAUUAAAAACAAAUUUUACCUCUGAAAUGUCUGGGACAAAUGAUGCAAUAGAAAAUAAAUGUACUUCUUAUUACUAUGCUGGUAUUUCACGUUGUGAUUAUAUACUGAAUUAUGCUGACUUAGCACAAUUGCUUGUGGAGCAUAGUUGUGAAGGACUCCUUACACAAACCAUGGAAGCUUAUGAUAUUCAGAUAUUGCGUGAGCAACUGAUGCUAUCUGAGCGAUGGACAGUGGCACUUGAAGUUUCUUUGAAAGCGGGUCUUGACAAAGCUAGUGUGUUUGCAGCUUGGGGUAAAACUUGUUUAAGGGCUGGUGCUUUUUUAACAGCUAGAGAGAAAUUUAGUCAUUGUCUUAAAGCAGUACAUAAUUCAUCGACAUCUUCCAGUGCACAACAUCAGGAGAUAUUUACAGUUGAGAAUUUCAUGGAAGAAAAAUAUUCAAGAAAUGUUUUUAAGUAUGCUACAAAUUAUACUGACAAUAAUAUACAAGAUUCAGUUUCUAAAGUACCAAUAAAUGCAAGACCUUCCAAAGACCCUAUAUUAUUAAAUGAAAUAAUAGAAAUUCUAGAGAAAACAACAUACACUAUUGAUGCAAGUAUAAUGAAAAAUUUUGAAGAAAUUAAACAGUCCCAAGAAAAUUUAUUACAGAAAAAAAUAGGUGGUCAUAUGAGAAACAAUUUACCAGAACCUCCAUUAUAUGUUUUACAUACAUUAUCUAAUUUAAAAAAUAUUAUGAAUGGCAUAUAUGAAUCAGAGGUGGAGGGUGAUAAAUCUAAACAAAAGAGCAAACGUGUAAAAGCUAGAUCGGAUAGCAUUCAACAUCAAUCACCCGAUAAUCAUGAAAUGAAAAAUUUAGAAAAAUUUAUUUUUGAUGAAUGUAAAUAUUAUUUGAAGACAUAUGGAUCUCAUGAAGGAAUUAUAAAGUUUUAUAUGCAACAUUCCACAGUGAAUCAAGUUUUAGAAUAUAUUUUAAAUAAUACUGUAGAUAAAAAUAUAUUUACGGAAGCAGUUUAUAUGGAGUGUUUAAAAACUGGAUGUAUCGAAACUUUGCACCAUCACAUGGCUUCCAUGGAUUCAACACUCAUUAUCUGGAAGGACUAUCUCAGCAAUACUUGUAGAUAUUUAGAAAAAUAUAAGUAUAUGAACACACUCUACUCAUUACAACUAUUUAUGAAAGAUCUUGUAAGAGCCAGCAUGACGUGCAUACAUUUUUAUUCAUUUAAUUGCUCCACAUAUACUAGUUUACAUGAAAAUGCAGAAUAUUUAAAUACCGCGGAAAAGUUUUUGCGGCAGGAGUUAGAAGCUGCUGUCACAACAACUUCAUCAACGUUCCAAGUAUUAAAAGAAGCAAGUGCAGCAGCAUCAGGUUUCAUUAAGAAGUUGAGUUAUCGUGAGUUGGAUAGACAUAUUAAUACAAUAUGCAAGCAAAGAGAAGUUGCUAAAUUUUUAGCUGGGUGUGAAGUUCAUGGUCGAGAGACCUUUGUGAAAUUGAAUAAGAUGUUUACAAAUGACAGCAAUGAAUCAAAUUGUUUGCAGUUACCAACUCUAUUUGGAAAUCAAUUAGAUAGAUUGCAAGUAGCCACAUUUGUAAUUCUUUGUGGCCAGAAUGUAGAGGAAGGAUUUGGACUUGCAUUCAGAAUAGCUCAAGAUUAUCAGUUGCAAGGAUCGCAACUCUACCGCGAAUGCGCGCGUUAUUUAGCGCGCUGCGGUGAUGGUUUGAAUCAAGUGGCUCAACUUUGCCGUUGUGUGCAUUCCAGUGGUCUCAAUCAGCAAAAGGCUUCAAUUCUUGUUGAUGAAUUGGCAGCUGCUGCUCUAUAUGAGGCUAGCAUACUGCAGUCUUCCAAAUGCUUGGACGGAGCAGACGCCGUCGUAAGGAGUGUUAGUGAUAUUGGUGUUAUGAUUUCUUGUUAUAUUAAUAUUCGGCAACUAAAGUCUGCUUAUUUAUUGGCUGUGAAACACAACCGUAUAGUAGACGUCCGUCGCAUACAGAGAGAAGCGGAAAAGCUAGGCCAAAGCCAUGUUGUUGCAUUAUGCACGAAGCGGCUGAAAAUGUGA
This is a messenger RNA of Ctenocephalides felis (cat flea), 4623 nucleotides long. Its product is annotated as zinc finger FYVE domain-containing protein 26-like. The transcript is spliced from 16 exons. NCBI's taxonomy places the organism in Eukaryota, Metazoa, Arthropoda, Insecta, Siphonaptera, Pulicidae. Gene Ontology annotation, biological process: double-strand break repair via homologous recombination; mitotic cytokinesis; regulation of cytokinesis. The coding region runs from base 1 to 4623 and encodes 1540 amino acids. Gene Ontology annotation, molecular function: metal ion binding; phosphatidylinositol-3-phosphate binding. The record is from RefSeq and is a predicted model, not a curated record. Gene Ontology annotation, cellular component: midbody; centrosome; lysosomal membrane.